AUGGGCUGUUUUGGACUGAGAAAAUUGGUUAGAAAGAAGCCACCACUCCAAAACAAUUAUUACCCAGCAGACACGGUCGUUCGCAGUUGGGCACCUGCUACUCCGCCAGCUCAAGAAGAGAAACCUAUUACAGAAGAGAUUCUCAAGGUGGUGGAUGAUUCACCGGGCAAAGAAAUAUUGACGCGCGAUGAAUCACUCUGGAACCGAGCAUAUAAGCAACUCGAUCGAGGCCUAGUGAAUAAAUUUGAGGAAUUAUUGGCAAAGCAAAGAGAGGAGAUCAAUGACCAUAGCCAGAAUGAGAUCAAUGAGAAGCGUGAGACAAACCGCCACGAAGACUUGGAUAUUAUCAUCAAAAACGGCCUGGAACACACACAAGACCAAAGGACUGGUAUUCAGGAAAGCUUUUCCGAGGCUGCAGACUGGAUUCUGUCCGUGAAAGUCUUUGUUCGUGAAGCUGUCAAGGCGUCGCCAGAAGCGCCCCUGGCAUGGGCUGGUGUCUGCAUUCUCCUGCCAUUGCUGACGAAUCCCCAUAGUGUCACGGAGGCUAACAAGAGUGGCUUCACUUAUGUGACUGGUCGCAUUCCCUAUUAUGUCGAACUCGAGCGGAUAUUGUGGUCAGCUUCUAGCCAAAACGCCGAUCAUCCUGCGCUGAACGAACAAUUCAAUGCCAACCUGGUCAAAUUGUAUCACCACAUCUUGCAGUUUCAGGUGACAAGUGUUUUGCGUUUCCAUGGCAGCUGGAAGCAAAAUUUUGUUGGUGAUAUCCUCGAGGCAGAAAAUUGGAGCGGAAUGGUAUCAUCGAUCAAACGUCUCGAAAGGAUUGUUCAGCAAUAUGCCGCAGUGAUCAGCAACGAGGUAUCCCGACAGCAUCUAAACCAGGUUGAAGAAAACACUCGUCACAAUUUUGAGUCGCUGCAAAAGCUUCUUCCACUGGCUCAGCGAUAUCUGGAAGUUGAUAUUCAGGGCCCUAAUAUCCAGCGUCAGCGGUAUGAGAAAGUAUUGUCAGAUGAUGAACGCCAAUGUAGGCAGCUCUUCUGUCUGGCUAGCAACGACAUGGAUACCUCCUAUGAAUCGUAUAAGAGCGGAGUCCCGGAUCGACUCGAGGGCACCGGCGAAUGGCUUUUGGAACAGCCUCAUCUUCACCAGUGGUUACAGGAUGAUAAAGGCCUGCUGAUUGUUUCAGCAGAUUCUGGAUGUGGCAAGUCCGUUCUGGCAAAGCAUCUCAUCGACAAUGUGUUGCCCCAAUCCAAUUCAUCGGCCACGGUAUGCUACUUUUUCUUCAAGGAUCAAGUUCAGAACACGCAGAAACAAGCCCUUUGCGCAUUGCUACACCAGCUUUUUACGAGCAACCCUGCGUUGAUCAAACUUGCAAUGAAGUCAUUCAGUGAUAAUGGAGAUAACCUGGUCAACGUGUUACCUGCGCUCUGGGAUAUCUUUGCUCGGGUAUUAGAGGACCCUCAUAUCGGACGGACUGUCUUCGUUUUAGACGCUCUAGACGAAUGCAAGGAAUCUGAAUUAACCGGCCUGACACAAAAGAUAAAAUCCAUUCAAGAUAAUGCUGAAACCAGUGCGAGAUUUCUCCUCACCAGCCGACCGUACGAUAAGAUCAUGUCGGAAUUCCAUGAGCUUAUUGAUCAAUCUCCUCAUAUUCACAUAGCGGGAGAGAAUGAAUCCGAAAAGAUUGGUCAAGAAGUGGACAUCGUCAUUAAACAUCGUCUUGGGCUACUGGCUCAAAACAAGGGUCUCAAUACAACCGUCCAAAGCCACUUGGAAGACCAACUACUGCAAAUGAACCACCGUACAUACCUCUGGAUCCACCUUGUUUUCGACUAUCUCGAAAGGCAUAGCUUCAGAAAAGUCAAAAAUGGCAUUGAUGACGUCUUCAUAUUAUCGGAUCAACUCCCCAAAAGCGUCAACGAUGCAUAUGCGAAGAUUCUCAAUAAAUCAGAGGAUAUAGACAUGGCACGAAAGGCCUUUGGCGUUGUGCUGGCAGCAAGGCGCCCUUUGACCCUGACAGAGAUGAACGUUGCUCUGCAUCUCGACCUCGAACGAGAUGAAUUGGAGCUUGAAUCAGACGAAAACUUUCAGAUCUCAUUGCGAAACUGGUGCGGUAUACUUCUGUCAGUAAACGACGAAAAGGUGUUUUUUCUGCAUCAAACAGCACGAGAGUUCCUGAUGCAGGACAGUGGCUUUGGUCUCAACAGCGAACUUGGCUCAAUCGAUAUGAAGGAAGCACAGCGUGCCCUUGCAGUCAGCUGCGUCACAUAUAUGAAUAAAUUCAUGCCACGGGUCGAUCAGACCCACUCAGGAGAUUCAACUUCAAUCAAUGUCAAUAGAGCCUUCUCAAAGUAUUCUGCCAAUAACUGGCAUUAUCAUGUCAAGGCCGCAAGACUGAAUGAUGACGAAAGACUGGAACCAUACCUUGCCAGAAUAUGUGAUCCGAAAUCCGAUGUCUAUGCCUCUUGGUCCGAAAUUACCUUAGUUGAGAAGCCGCCCGCCCAUAAACGUGACGAGUGCAAUACAUUGUGGAUGGCCGCCAACUUUGGCAUAACCUCGGUUCUCAAGAGGAUUCUUCAACAUGAGGAGUUUAAGACGUGGAGGAUCGUCGGCUUGGCCGCACGAUUGCAAACGCAGCUUUAUGUUCUGACAAAGUCGACGUCAACAGCUCCGGCGGUGACGAAAGGCUCUUGA
This is a messenger RNA of Aspergillus pseudotamarii, 2691 nucleotides long. RefSeq lists its product as uncharacterized. Bases 1 to 2691 code for a protein of 896 amino acids. The record is from RefSeq and is a predicted model, not a curated record. The transcript is spliced from 2 exons. Lineage: Eukaryota; Fungi; Ascomycota; Eurotiomycetes; Eurotiales; Aspergillaceae.